GAAACCGAUGCGUCACCCGAGUCCUAAAAUGGAGCAAGCGACGCCGUUUCUGGGGAAAUCCGUGAGGUGACUGUUGGGGCGAGGUUACACGCAGUUCAGUUGCUGUUGCUUCCCGGUGGAGUUUUCUGGACAGCUAAACCUUCCCAGCACCACCCACGAGAAGGGCGCAGCCUAUGCAGAUUUUGCCUUCGCUCUUCCAAUUAGGUGCGCGAAGCCGGCGAGGGCGGUAUUUCUGGCAUGCAAGGUGGUGCUUCGUUUACAGCCCCGCUGUAGCCUUCCUUCUUCUCUCUCGGGCCGGACGAUCUGCAGUUGCUUCUAAAAUGGAUCUUGACAUCCAGUGUGAAGAACUCAGUGGAUCAAAAUGGAAAGAACUUGUUCCUUCCCUGAAUCAAUACAAAACUAUUAGGUUUGAUGACUGCAGUCUCGUGAGUAGUAACUGUGAAGAUCUUGCCUCUGUUCUGAUUUCCAACCAGACUCUGACUGAGCUGAAGUUGAACAACAAUGAACUGGGAGACUCUGGUCUGGAGAAGCUGUGCAAAGGACUGAUGAAUCCAAGCUGUAAACUUCAAAAGCUAUGGCUGCAGAACUGCAACCUGACUAAAGCCUGCUGUGAGAAUCUCCGUUCAGUACUCAGUACGAAAUCAUCUCUGACUGAACUACACCUGGGAGACAACCAGUUGGGCACUUCAGGUGUUAAAGUACUCUGUCAAGGUCUUCUGGAUCCAAACUGCCAACUACAGAAGCUUCAAUUGGAGUAUUGUGAACUCUCACCAGCAAAUGCAGAGGCUCUCAGUUCUGCAUUGCGAACGAAGACAUCUCUGACUGAACUCAACCUGAGCAACAACAGGCUGGGGGAUGCAGCUGUGAAACAGCUGUGCCAGGGCUUGCUGGAUUCUAACUGUAAACUGCAGUCCCUACAGUUGGAGAACUGUAGGAUCACAGUUGCCAGCUGUGGGGAUCUUGGCACUGUUCUCAGUACCAAGCCAUCCUUGAAAGAACUCUGCAUAGGUGAAAAUAAGAUUGGUGAUGCAGGUGCUGCACUCCUGUGCCAGAGUCUCUUGAAUCCAAAUUGCAAAUUAGAAAAACUUUGGUUAUGGGAAUGUGAUCUUUCAGCUGCUAGCUGCAAGGACCUCGCUGGUGUCAUUAGUACCAAAGAGUCUCUCAGGGAAAUGAGCCUGAUUGGAAAUGACCUCAAAGAUGAAGGAAUGGAACACUUAUGUCAAGGACUGAAGGAUCCAAAAGCUGCACUCCAGUCACUGUGGUUAAGAGAAUGUGGCUUGACAGCAGCAUGCUGUAAGAGUGUUGCGUCUGUUCUCAGCCAAAACAGUUCCUUGAAAGAGUUACAUAUAGGUGGCAAUAAUCUUCAAGAUGAGGGAGUAGCUCAGCUCUGUGAUGGACUGAUGGACCCCAACUGCACCUUAGAGUCUCUCUGGUUAGGUAACUCAGAACUCACACCUGCUUGCUGUGACAAAUUGGCCACUGUCAUAACUGCUAAGCAGUGCCUGAAAGAGGUGGACUUGAGCAACAACUGCCUGGAGGAUGAAGGUGUGCGUAAACUCUGUGAAGCUGUGAGAAAUCCCAACUGUCACCUGCAGCAUCUCAUUUUGUACGAUAUCUAUUGGAAUUCAGAAAUAGAGGAUGAACUGAAGGCCCUGGAAGAGUCAAAGCCUGGAUUUAAAGUGAUUUAUUGAGUGGCAUGAUCCAGAGGUGGCUGCUCCUACAGUUUUUUCAUCUAUUGGGAUGCUUUGGUGUAAACCAUGUUUGCUCACCACAUCAUGAUGGACUUUUGACUCCAGGUUCAUGGACUUGGCAAAUCUGAUGUCUGUAAACCACGCUCAGUCUUAGGGGUGUUAUCAGCGCCUCAGCUUUGCAAUAGCACAAGAGAAUAGUUCUGGAUAUCUGAGCUGGGUUUGGAUUUUAUAUACAACCAUAGAACAGUGUUAGUGGGUUUUCUUACUGCCUAGGAAAUAUAAAAAGCAGAACAAUGUAGAAUACAUCUUUGGCCAGGUCUUGUAAGCACCUGGUUAUUUGCAGGUAACUUAAGGAACUCUGUUCCUCAAGAAGAAGCUGUAUUAGUUUCCACAGUUAUGUUCCCCCUCUUCGUAUCUUGUAUUCUGCUAAAACAUGAAUAUCAUGAACUCUGAUCAACAGAUGUAGCUCUGCUGAAAUCAGAAUAAAGUUUUGUCUUGCAAAA
Messenger RNA from Heteronotia binoei (common prickly gecko), 2194 nucleotides. RefSeq names its product ribonuclease/angiogenin inhibitor 1 (gene RNH1). The transcript has 10 exons. Gene Ontology annotation, cellular component: cytoplasm. Bases 174 to 1691 code for a protein of 505 amino acids. Lineage: Eukaryota; Metazoa; Chordata; Lepidosauria; Squamata; Gekkonidae. Gene Ontology annotation, molecular function: protein binding. The record is from RefSeq and is a predicted model, not a curated record.